Colletotrichum truncatum is the source of this 1140-nucleotide messenger RNA. RefSeq names its product mitochondrial carrier protein. Gene Ontology annotation, cellular component: mitochondrial inner membrane. NCBI's taxonomy places the organism in Eukaryota, Fungi, Ascomycota, Sordariomycetes, Glomerellales, Glomerellaceae. Gene Ontology annotation, molecular function: coenzyme A transmembrane transporter activity. Gene Ontology annotation, biological process: mitochondrial coenzyme A transmembrane transport. The record is from RefSeq and is a predicted model, not a curated record.
AUGUCAUCAGCGCUGAUGGAACAUGCCUCCAUGUCGGAGGUAGCACCAAACAAACAACGAUCAAAGCCAGAGACGAAAAUCCCUCCCGUCUGCCCGACUGACGAUGACGAUACGGCAAAAUUGAGGAAACAGACCCGGACGCUGGACUAUGUCUGGCGCUCUGGAGUCGCGGGAGGUCUGGCGGGCUGUGCUGCAAAGACGGUCGUAGCGCCCCUCGAUCGAGUGAAGAUUCUUUUUCAGGCGAGCAACCCCCAGUUCGCAAAAUACACGGGCUCCUGGUUCGGUGUCGCGACUGCAAUGAAGGAUAUUCAUUCCCAUGAAGGCGUAGUCGGUCUGUUUAGAGGACACUCGGCCACAUUACUCCGAAUCUUCCCUUACGCCGGUAUCAAAUUUCUUGCCUACGAGCAAAUCCGAUCCAUCAUCAUCCGUACAAAAGACCAAGAGACCCCGUGGCGCCGCCUCAUCAGCGGGUCCAUGGCUGGCGUCACCUCGGUUUUUUUCACGUACCCUUUAGAAGUCAUUCGUGUGCGCCUCGCCUUCGAGACGAAACACGGUGGUUCUUCUCUCUUUUCAAUCUGCAGGCGAAUCUACAACGAAAGUUUUGUGCGAACCAGCGCAAAUGCAACCAGCACCUCGGCAACAGAAGCAGCGGUUGCUCCCGCUAUCGCCGCCAUAGCACCGCGGUCUGGCCUGGUCAACUUCUAUAGGGGCUUCUCCCCGACCCUACUGGGCAUGCUGCCCUAUGCCGGCAUGUCAUUCCUGACGCACGAUACCGUGGGCGACAUCCUCCGCCACCCGAGUCUCGCCAAGUGGACGACCCUACCCCGGCCGAAAGACGCACCUGCGGGUAAGCCCAAUCCGCUCCGGUCUUGGGCUGAGCUAUUUGCCGGCGGCGUUGCCGGAGUCGUCUCACAGACUGCGUCGUACCCAUUGGAGGUGAUUCGUAGGCGCAUGCAGGUUGGCGGUGCUGUAGGCGACGGCCACCGACUUCGCAUUGGCGAGACGGCCGCUAUGAUUUUCCGGGAGAGGGGAUUCCAAGGGUUCUUUGUGGGCUUGACGAUCGGCUAUGUCAAGGUGAUGCCCUUGGCGGCGGUGAGUUUCUACACAUACGAGCGUGCCAAGACAUGGUUGGGAAUUUAG